Molecule: messenger RNA, 1062 nt
Organism: Trichophyton rubrum CBS 118892
Lineage: Eukaryota; Fungi; Ascomycota; Eurotiomycetes; Onygenales; Arthrodermataceae
Exons: 6
Coding region: 1-1062 (353 amino acids)
Molecular function (GO): methyltransferase activity
Source: RefSeq, a predicted model, not a curated record
AUGAGUCAUUGUGAGAAGAGUUUUACCGAGCGGGGAAAGUCUCCUCUCAUAGAUAUCAACGACUCCGAGCUGCCUAUAGUCAGCAAUAAGUUAUGUUUAACUACUGAAAUAGAUCAUUUUCCAUUCACAGUGUCUAAAUCUCGGAUCGUCCAGCUUGCCCAGCUUAUCAGCUCUGGAAUAACCGUCAUAGAUACACAUCUUGGUGACAAUGGUCUUUCCACGCCAUCGUUCAAUCCAGACAGUCCUGUUCAGGUGGUCACACAAGAAGAUAUGGUGAGAGUAAAGUACGAAGUGCUUGGGGCCACCAUCGAACUUCGGCAGCUUCUUGAAGGGCCUAUGAAACUUCUUCCAGAGUCAAAUUUCGCACCCUUGGCUGCUGUCUAUAACUUCGACAUUGCUUCAAAAGUCCCUAUUGACGUAACAAUCUCCUUUGCUGAUCUAUUCUCGAACGUGAUGUCAAACAAGGGCUAUGUAGCGCACACAGCAGCGUCAAAAAUGCUCGCUGAGAACCAGGUAGCGCGGGACUUGAUGGGCCUUACGUUCCAAGAAUGCUGGCCAGCGCAUAGUCGGGCCGUCGAGGCCAUGGCACACAAGAGCGAGGAUGCCGGCGUUUCCGGCUACGCCCUAGCCAAUAACUUCGCUAAUUCUUCUAUGACUACCUUUGAUUUUCUCUCUAAGAAUGCGGACCGCGCUCAGCGGUUUGCUCGUGCAAUGGGCUCAACUUCAGCGGGUAGUCUGGCUGCGCUGAGCAACUAUUUUGAUUGGGCUAAUGUGCCUCAAGGGGUCCCAUCUCUGAAGAAGGGGGCCAUGAUCGUCAUCCAGGACCACCUUCUACUAGAUCCAGGUACCAUGACGUUAUUGCAGGAAAUGCAAGUUCGGUCUAUGGAUGCUAUAAUGCUUUCUCUGUUCAACUCUAGAGAGCGUGAUGAGGACGACUGGAGACAGCUUUUUUUAAAUGCAAGCACUGGAUUUACGUUCAUAACGAUCAAACGGAUUCCUGAAAGUCCGACGACCGCUAUGAUUACUGCUGAAUGGUCAGGUAAUGGCCCUAUCGCAGGGUAG